Cyprinodon tularosa is the source of this 5005-nucleotide messenger RNA. It is a transcript of the gene setd5, whose product is annotated as SET domain containing 5. NCBI's taxonomy places the organism in Eukaryota, Metazoa, Chordata, Actinopteri, Cyprinodontiformes, Cyprinodontidae. The transcript has 25 exons. Bases 638 to 4972 code for a protein of 1444 amino acids. Gene Ontology annotation, molecular function: protein binding. The record is from RefSeq and is a predicted model, not a curated record.
GCUUGAUUGUGUGUCCGUUUGGUUGGGGCCUGUGGUGGAAGCCGGCGAAGAGGAGGGGGGAUGGGCGCUCCGGAGAGCGUUAGUACCCGAGACAGAACCGGAGCCCCCGUAUCACAUCCAGCGGUGUAUAACCCAUAAUAAACAGCGACUGUAAAUAUAAAAGACACAUCACUGGAGUUGUUAACCGGAAUUUAUAAAAGACACCUAUGGAUUUAGAGGAACCUAACAACACAAGGGUUUUGACUUUUCGACAUUUUUUGGGAGAUAGCAAGAACUUUGUUUCCUAGCCUUGAGGAGGGAGCUACUUGUGGGGCAAAGGAUAGAGGAGACUCCGAGGGGGAUAUCCAGGCCUACUGGUCUAAUUGGAAUUGAUGUUGGGAUACUCCAAGGACUUCCAUACUCCACGGUUCUGUCUGGUUUGUAAGGGAUUUGGAAUGACUCUUUAGGUCCCUGAUGACCGUGAGCCGUGGGCUGCGGCUCAACGGCGCCCUCCCGUCCGGAGUGGUCUGUUGCUAGAAAUCGGACCUUGUGAUUCCCUCCUUCCUCCUCCUCUCCCCCAUCCCAUCCUGUCCCUCCUCUUCCCCUCCCCCUCCUCCCCCUCAUCCCCCCACCUCCACGCGUCGCCGCGCUGGACGUCAUGAGCAUAGUAAUCACUCUGGGAGUCACCACACCUGAGACGUCUUACUCGGAUAUGGCUGCUGGAUCAGACCCUGAGUCAGUUGAAGCAAGCCCUGCAGUAAAUGAGAAAAACUGCAACAGCCACAGCUGUGGUAGUGCACAGAAUCAUGGGUAUCGGGGACUACCAUAUGCUAUGCAACAGUCUUCCGUUGUAUGUUGUCAGGAUCACAACUAUGGCGCGCCCCCUCCCCCCACCCCACCCGCCUCUCCGCUUUCCCAAACCAUCAUUCCCCGCAUGGAUCUCAAUGGCAUGGUGCGCAGCUCCCAUUAUCACGAACCCAGACCCGACAACUCUGCCGACAGCGACAGCUCCUCGGAGGAGGAGGACGGCGCCGUGGCCGGUUGGUGCCGCUGCAGCCCCACGGCGGACGGAGCGCACGUCAAGUGUUCCUGCAGGGAGCUGGACAGGAGGAAAGGAGUGCAGAGCCUCCACAGAAAACAGGAGACCGUCUCAGCUGGAGAGAGCAGUGCGACAGAAAGCGGGGAUGAAGAGGUGUCUCCUUCCACCAUCUCCUACACAGCUACCCAGCACACACCCACCAGCAUCAAACUGACCGUGAACCGAGUCAAAAGGAGCAAAUCCAAGAAGAGGAAGAAGAGCACCGAGAGAAGCAGAGGAACGCCGAAGCCAAAGAAGCUCAAGGCUUUCAGACAAGGUUCAAGGAAAUCGAUGAGGAUGAAGAACUCCCCCACCGAGGCCAGCGUGCUGGAUGAGAACACGGCAGAGGGCUGGGAGAACCGCAUCCGCCAGUGGACCGACCAGUACGAGGAGGCUCUGUCCAACCAGUACAGCGCUGACAUCCAGACGCUGCUGGAGCUCCACCGCUCCGCCUGCUCCUCCGUCUCCAAGGUGGAGCGCGACACGUCCACGCCUCCUUCCAACACCCAGAUCCACGCCUCCAUCAACGGCAUGGACACCAUCAACCGCACCGAGCUGGCCUGCAACAACACGGUGCUGGGCUCGCAGAUGCAGCUGCAGCUGGGACGGGUAACGCGAGUCCAAAAACACAGGAAGAUCCUCAGGGCGGCCAGGAACCUGGAGCCAGACAUGCUGAUCAUCGAGUACCGGGGGAAGGUCAUGCUCAGGCAGCAGUUUGAAAUCAACGGGCAUUUUUUCAAAAAGCCUUAUCCCUUCGUGUUGUUCUACUCCAAAUUUAACGACGUUGACAUGUGUGUUGAUGCAAGAACGUUUGGAAACAACGCCCGCUUCAUCAGGAGGUCCUGCACCCCGAACGCUGAGGUCCGACACAUGAUUGCUGAGGGGAUGAUCCAUCUUUGCAUCUAUGCCACCAGUCAGAUUGCAAAGGACUCUGAGGUGACCAUCGGGUUCGAUUACGAGUUCAACAGCUGCAACUACAAGGUGGACUGCGCCUGCCAUAAGGGGAACCAGAACUGCCCGGUGCAGAAGCACAACCUCAGCCCGAUGGAGAGUUUCCUCAGCCCCGCCGCCCUGGUUCUUCACUCCCCCGCCGUCGGCGCCGAGACGCGACGAAGAAAAGCCCAGAGGAAGGAGCUGGAGAACUGCCUGGCCAGCAACGGCCCCCGAGUCCUGGAGAGCAGAGAUCUGCAGGGAGUCAGUGACCCUGAGGAUAGAGCGCCAAACGUGGUGAAAGUGGAGGAGAGAGACGCAGAUGAAAAUGGGAGCAGCUGUAGUAAAAGAGCCCCCGGCAGCCAGAGAGCAGCUGCAGGAGCCGAGGUGAAGGACGAGGCUGUGGAGGACGGGGCAGGGACCCCCCCACAGGCCUCCGCUGCCCCCUACAGCUCCGGGGUGGGAGUCAGCACAAGGCGGACCACCUACUUCACGGAGACCCCUCCUCUUGAGGAGAAAACACCAGCACCCGCCCUCCCAGCCCCGGCUGCUCCGCCUAAACCUGUCAGACCCACCAAACCUCGACCCAAGAGCCGGAUAUCGCGCUACCGUUCCAGCUCGUCACAGCGUGCUCGCCGGCAGCGCCAGGCCCUGGCCCAGCAGGCGGCGGCCGCUGCGGCGGCGGCGGCCAUGUCUUCGGCGCAGGCGGCGGCGGAUCAGGGGGCUGCUCUGAACGAUGAGGGGUCCCAGAGCCAACACGCAGCCGAACACGGCCUGACAGACGCAGGUCAGGGGGGCCAUCUUCCUGACGGAGAUGGCCCUGGGGCCAGCAGCAUACACAGAGGCGGCGUGCGCUACCCCAAGACCAAGAAGUACCUCGUCACAGAGUGGCUGAACGACAAGGUCCCCGCAGGUGAGAAGGUCCCCCUGGAAGGGCCGGCGGAGCGGCCCCUGCGGAUCACCACGGACCCCACGGUGCUGGCCACCACCCUCAACAUGCUGCCUGGCCUGUCUCACUCAUCGCUCAUCUGCACCGCCCCCCGACACUACGUCCGCUUCGGCUCCCCCUUCACCCCCGAGAGACGGCGGCCCCGCCCACUGCAGACGGACGGCACCUAUGGAUGCUACAAAAAGAGAUGGAUCAAACAGGUGGAGGACGAGAGCUGCUCCACCAGCCUGGAGGACGGUACCGAGUCCACUUCAUCGCAGCAGAGCACCAGCAGCCGCUCAACCCCCAACCCCCUCUGCAGCGACAUCAGCACACCGUUCAAAAAGCGGCAGCAUAAGUACGCCGCCGAGGCCACGCCGGCAUCCUUGAACCACCUGCUCCGUCCGCUCUCGCCCAUCACGCCACCGCUCCCCGAAGACUCGCUUCACCCGCUGUUGCCCUCCCUCCGUGGCCCCCUGCUGCUGAACGGCGUGGUCUGCUCGCCGAUGCCGUCGCUGCCCACGAGCCGCUGCAACACGCCGCUUCAGUUCGAGAACAUCUCGUCUCCUGAGGCUUCUCCUGUCCACCGACCAGAGUCCAUCUCUCCAGAGCCUUCUCUGCAGGCGGGCUUUGACUCUCCCAGGCCCCCGUUUGUGGACCUGCCGCUCCCGUCCAGCUCGGAGAACCCGGCGGCCGCGACGUCUGACGACUUCCCCACAGCUGCUUCAGGGCAGGAUUGCCGCGGCCAGUCGUCUGCGGGGGCCGGGUCCCUUAACCUUGUGCCGUGUCCUUCCUCAGACUCCAAAAACAGGGAGAGGGCCUUCAGGACAGAGUUCAACCUCAUUUACACCUGCUCCCCCCUCAACGCCAACCUGGGGAUCCCUCUGAGCUCGGAGCGCCGCCACUCCCAGGUGGACGGGGGUCUCUCUCCCAUAGAUUCCUUACACAGUUCCCUAAGUGGACAGGGGCUGGUAGGGGACGUGGGCUCCGGCUCCAUGUCGCCGUUCGGAGAGAGCCAUUACGGAGCGGGCUACCCGGAUCGGAGCACUUCCCCUCACACCAGUAACCCUCCGCAGAAGAAGAAGAGGGCCAACCAGCAUACCAUUAGUCUGCUGACAGGAAAGGCAGAAUACCAGCCUAUAGCAGUAAGAAGUCAAAACAAGCCAGUACAUAAUAUGGUGUCUCUGCUGGAAUACCGCAAGAGGAAGGCGGGCAGCAGCCGUGAGUCUGAAGCAGCAGCCAGAAGCAGGCCUGACUCCCAUCAGCAGAGGCAGCCCCCGGCCUCCCCGCACUCCAACACUCUGGCCCCGCCCCCGGAGGAGGCCAGCCAUUCAGACCUCCACAGGACGUCGCUGAAGUCCAAACGGGAGGAGUCCAACAACCAGUGGAUGGUCCCGACCACGGUCGAGCGUCUAAGGGAAGGUCAGCGAGUCCUGAGCAUCAAGAUGGAUCGCAUUUACAGGAAGAGCGACGGCUCAGCAAACAAAGAGCCGGAUGCUGACCGAUACGAGAGGCGAGCGGGACCCGUGGCGUCUUCCACAAAGAGCAACGCAGUCUUCUCACACCAGUCUACAGAAAGUCAUCAGGAGGCCGACAGCCCCUCCCCCAGCCACAGCUUCUACCCCCGCUUCUCCUCCUCCUCCCAGCCAGGACUGUCCCCAGACCUCCACACCUCCUACCCCAGCCCCACCCCCGCGCUCGUCUCGGACUCCCUUCACCAGCAGAGCGGCGGCGGCGGGGCCGACGGGCUCCACGGCUACGGCAGCGACCAUCCAAAGACGAGCUCCCUGAAUAGCAGCUUAGUGGAAGCGUCGGGGCCCCGGGCCCCCGGACACAAUAAAAUGGACUUGAGCGCUCAGGCCUCUAGAGGGGGUCCGCAGCAGGCGUCUCGCAGCCUGAAGGCGAGCAGCCCGAGCCAGGGGGCGCUGCAGGCCAGCUCCAGGCUGCCGGGCGCUCCUGGACCCUCGCACUACUCCCCGCAGGGAGCGGCCCUCGGUCAGUACCAGCACCCCCCCCACCAGGGCCCCGGAGUAAGGACGCAGUCAGGAAGCUUCUAGGACUGGGGUCCGCAGGGGGGGGCCAGGGACCAC